CUAGGUAGACCUGGAAGAGAGAGCAGGCUACGCAACAACUAACUUCUAAAGAGAUACUGUGACUCUAGAUCAAGAUCUAGAAGAAUUUAAUGUAUUGAAACUUUGGACUUGAAAGUGGGCUUUGUGAGCGAUAAAAAUUUGAAAUUGUUUUAAACAAUGGGUUCUGAAGAACACGAGUGGGAACUUAGUAAAGAGAAUGUUCAACCACUGCGCGGAGGACGCGAAAUGGCAAGCCUUGCCAUGGGUCUUCAUUCUGAUCAUGGAGCUGAACACGAGAUAAAAGCUAAACAGAAUGAAUUUGAGCUUGAACUGAGAACCUAUUCUGGCUUUGAUCCUUUUGAUGUGUGGGAUAGGUACAUCAAAUGGACUGAGCAGUACUUCCCUAAAGGUGGUCAUGAUGGACAUCUCAUGGCUCUGAUUGAAAGGUGCUUGAAAGAAUUUCAGUCAAAUGAUGUAUACAAGAGUGAUCCACGUUUCAUUCAAGUAUGGAUUCGAUUUGCUUGCUCAUCUGAAGACCCAGUGGAAGUGUUUACUCACAUGUUUGACAAUGGCAUAGGACUCAACGUGGCAGCCUUCUACUGUGAGUGGGCCACAAGCUUGGAGCGGAGAGGGGACAACAAAAAUGCCGAUGUCAUCUACAAUGAGGGCCUGAAAAAUGCAGCUCAGCCCAGGAGUAUACUGCUACAGCGUCACCAACAAUUCCAAAAUCGAGUGGCUCGUAAUAUCACGCUUCAGAUUGCUGAGGGCCAGAAUCCUGGCAUGGAUAUGGGAGACCAAGAGGAACAACGUUUAGUUCUUGGACGUCUGAAGGCUGCUAAAAAAUCGCAUAAAGUUGGUACUGAGAGGACUGGGGCAGUUAGCCAAGGACCUGCUGGGUGUUUGAAAACAUCUAAGCAAUCUGCGCAGAAACAAAUUCCCGAGGGUAGGAUUCAGAUAUAUGAUGAUGAAAAUGCCCCUCCUUCGGUUCACUUACAACAAACACACGAGUGGAAAUCAAUACCCACAAGGGCUGUAGAUAAUAGAGAAAAUGAGAGGAAACCAGGAGUGUGGACAAAAGCUAAGAUAAAACAGAGGCCUGUAGCUCCACCAGGCAGUGCACCCUUUGUAAUUCAUGAAGACCCAGACAGCGAACUCCCACAGGAAACGCCAAGGAAGACAACUUUGAUCAACAAUCAACCUUUGAGUUCCCGAAAACCAUCCAAAUACACAGAUGCCCUUAACAACCUCAAGAUGGGCCAGGGAGUGCCAAAUUUAAAUGAGGGCAUUCCCAUGUAUCAGAAAGACAAAGUCUACAAUGGCAUGUCAGAGUUUAGCUUUGAAGAAUUACGAGCUGCCAGGUACUGGAAACUUCAACGUCAGAAGGCUGAGGAGGCAGAGAAAGAGCAGAAAAGAUUAAAGGAUGAGGCCAUGCAGAGACGUGUCCAGGAGAUGGCAGAGAGGAUGGCCUCAAUGGAAGCAUUACUUCAGCACAACCUUGGCUUGAUGAAUCAGAACAAACCGGAAAAUGUGACUGGGCCGGGGAGUCAAUUACCGCUGAAUGAAGAAGACAGAGAGCUCAGUCUAGCUUCAGACAGACUUCCAGACCAGGUUGAUCAAGAGAUGACAGAAGAUGGUCGCUCUCAGUCAAUGGCAGGGAGCACUCAUGACAUGGUCACACCCACAAACAAUGCCAGCAGCCUCUUUCAGACAGGAAAGCUUCCAAGCUCUGGAGGGUCACAGAAUGCUAGCCUCAACAGCAGCCAGAGAACACCAAUUUUCAACAGUUUAUCCACCUACUCCGCCACCUCAUCUGGGGGAUCAAACAGCUCUACCUCCAACUUUUCUUUCUCUAAAGCCCAUCGCGCCAAUAUGUCUGCAUCGUCUGGGCUUCCUCGAUCAAAUCAUGCUGCAAGUAGUUUAUCAAGGGUUCCUCCAGUUUUUCCCCAAGACAGUUCUAUGUCAAUGCAGAGAAAAACAAACCCCUUAGAAAUGUCCAAAGAUUUCAUAAGCUCUGUCCCAAAUAGUUCUUUUUCCAGUAACUCUUUUGCGGAGCAAGGACGUCUUAACAGUACAGUCACACCAAAGUCAAGCGGCCCAACUCCCGAGAGCACAAGCAGCUUGACAAAGAAAGGGUAUGUUCCUCCUUCUCCCACGGUGAUGACCAAGGAAGCUAUGGCAGUUGUUCAACAGAUGUUUAGCACCUCAUUUGAUAACUCCGCAGUUGUGACAGACGAGCUUGGAUCUUUUCACAGCAAUGCAAGUCAAGCCAACAACCCCCCAGGUGGUGGAAUGCCUUUCCAGAUUUGCGAAGACCGAACAACCCAGCUGAUACAACAAGCCUCAGUCAGCAGCAGAGCUGGUGGGGUGGAAGUAUUUUGUGAUGAGCCCGGAGGCAAAGAAAAUUCAGUUAUGGGGUCAACCAGGAAAGUGAUUGCUGACCAAGAAAAUGACAUCCCUGCAGCAAUGACGUCAACAGGAAGGAAAGGUGGUGGUUUGCAGAUCCAUUGUGAUGAGCCGAUGGAGGGAGAGGAUCUUGUGAGAUCCUCUAGGAAAGUGAUUGCUGACCAGGAAAAUGACAUCCCUGCAGCAAUGACAUCAACAGGAAGGAAAAGUGGUGGUUUGCAGAUCCAUUGUGAUGAGCCGAUGGAGGGAGAGGAUCUAGUCAGGCCUCUAAGUGAAAAGAAAGGAGUGAGGCGAGGACUCGGUUUUCUGCCUGCUGCAGGCAGCUCUGAAGAUGUUGAAAUGACUGGCUUUGAUAGGGAGCUACACACUCUGGCCAAUGACUUCACCAUUGAGUGUCAGGCAAGAGACGACAUGACCCUCGCUGCACUGGACAGCUUCAGUGUCCACGCUCAUGCGGCCUCCACUCCAUUUGCUGCGGCAGGGACAAAGUUGAAACAAAGAACCGAGCAGAUCACAGAAGGUAAUGGUUCAGCAGUGAGCACUUCUAGUGCAAUGACAUCUUCUACCUUUGGAGAGGGCAUCCCCACGCCAAGCAAGCAGAAUCUGAGUCCAAUCCUGGAAGGGUCUGGUGAAGGCGGUAGCGAGGACAGCAAGUCCUCAGCCAGUCAUCAGUCUCAAACUUCAAGCAGUGUAUCUGGCAAUGUGACACUGCGCUCCAGACAUGGCAGUGCACGCUCUGUGUGCCAACAGACUAUCGCUGAGGACGAGCCAUUGGAGGAACAGGAGGACAGGGAUGCCAGCAUGCCUGGCGGCGAGUGUCUAAGCACCUCCCUCCACCACCACCAGAUUGACACUUCUGCCUACAUCCACCUCCCUGACGAUAAAGAGAGGGAGCUUCUGUCCACCUCUGUCAUGAUUGACCCACAGAACCCGUUUGAUGAUGAGUGCAUCGCCAAGUUCCUGGGCUCUCUGGAUCCACCUCUCUCGGACUACCCCAACUUCUUCAGAUUUAAUGAACAAGUCCCGCUUAUUCCUGACACUGGCAUGUGUUAUUUGGCCGGGAAAGCUGUUGACAUGGAAGGUCUGCUGGGACAAGGCGGCUAUGCCAAAAUAUACAAGGUCUGUGAUUUUGCCCUGGAUCUGGAUAUGACAGAAGACUUUUUCCCGACAUCCUACGCCCUCAAAUAUCAGUCCCCACCAUGCUUUUGGGAAUUCUAUGUCAGUUGUGAACUGCAUCAGCGACUCAGCCAGCUCCACGCUCCCGUGAACAUUAGACCAGCAGUGGUACAAGUUGAGAGAGGAUAUUUUUAUCAGAAUGCUAGCCUGCUUGAGAUGCAGUACUUGGGCAAUGGCUCCUUGCUGAGCCUGGUGAACAGGUACAGCCAGGACCGUCACAUGAAGGCCAGUGUGGAGCCGUUUGCCUGUCUGCUCACCAUUGAGCUGCUGCACCUUUUUGAACAGAUACACUCGUGCCAGUUCAUCCACGGGGAUGUCAAGCCCGAUAACUUUCUGAUAAUGGACAUACGGGAUGUCUCUGAGAACGGUUCCCGGGAAGCUGUGUUUGGCUCUGAGCUGGGACUGGUUCGUCUGAUUGACUUUGGACAGAGUAUAGACUUGACCAAGUUCCCUGAGGGCACCACCUUCACAGCGUCGGUGGCGACGUCGGGCUUCCAGUGUAUAGAGAUGAGGACGGACAGACCGUGGACGUUUCAGACUGAUCUGUUUGGGCUGGCAGGCACCAUCCACGUUGUUCUCUUUGGUUCUUACAUGAAUGUGUUCCAGGAGCAAGGUCAAUGGAAGACCACAGGCUCUUUCAACAGGAAAUGGAAUGUUCCACUUUGGAAAGAAUUCUUCUCUGCAAUGCUGAAUAUUCCAUCAUGCGAUCAGAUGCCAAAUUUAGCAUCCCUGCGACAGAAGUUUGAGGAGUACUUUAUGACCCAAAGGGCUGCCUAUAAUAUGUGGCUCAAUUCCAUACGGAAUGAAACUUUACUCAAUGGCCCUGCCUCCAAGGUUUCUGGUCUCUAAGUACGAAUGGAAUGCAAUGAUAUUUUUGUUAUAUGUGAAGUUUGAAAGAUUUUCAGCUGUUCAACCUCGAUUUUUUUUACUUUACUCCCCCCCCCUCUUUCUCUGUCCCUCCCUCCUUCUCUCUCUCACUGUGGCCAUAACCUUCUCCUUUUAGUCAGUGCAUCAGUCUUCUGCAUUUCUUUAAAUUUCCCAAGUUUUGCAUACAAAACCCAAAUUUUCGUUGGUGGGAAAAUAGUCAGCAAAAAUUUACAUUGACACAAAAGUGAUGAAUAUUUCAGAGCUUUUGCUUGAAUCUCAGCUUUUAGCUGUGGUGUUUAGUUAUAUCCGCUUUUACCCCCUUGUUCUUUCCCAAGGGAUCAAAGGCUACAGUAUUAGUUUACCAUGUUUCUAGUUUCUUUAGUUAUUUAGAUUUUGUUUUAUAUCUUAGCCCACUUUCAAUAUUUUGUCUUUCCCAAAGAUCAAAUAGUUUGUUUCCCCUUUUAGAAGGUAAAGACAGCCAACUUCCAUGUGGGAUGUCAGCGUCUUCUGGAUUUCUUGAAAUGCUCUCUUCCUGUGUCCUUGUGUGUGGAAUAUGUUUUUGUCAUAUGAUUUGAUAUUUUUGGCAAUGCUUGUAAUGAAUAUUUGUAGCCUUGCUAUACCGGUAAUGAUAAUGAUGGGAAAAAAAUGGUACGUGUCAAGCAAUAUAUAUGUUUAUAACUACAAUUAUAUGAUGUUAAUGAAGUUUGUUUUUUUAAGCUUCAGGAUUUUGUUUUGACAUGUAUACUUGGUUUAAUCUGAUCUUCUGAUUCGGUCCAUUAACACUUUGCCGCCUCAUCUCGCCAAUUGGUGAUGUUUACCACCCAGUUUCUUUGGAUUUUCCCCAAUAUAUGAUGGCAAAGUGUUAACGUAGAUGUGAACUAGUUGGAUAUCAUGUUCACCCCACGUAAUUAAAAAAGUACCGUAUAAUUAUAGCUGAAUAACUUUAGAAUUAAUUACUUGCUGAAACCAGCAUUUGACAAAUUAUCCACAAGAUGCACCAUUAUCAUACGACCUGAAAUGCAGACCAUUAUGGAACAAACAGUUACAGUGUAGUCUAUUUUGAUAUAACAGUUCCUCUAUGCUGUGGAGUUAACUUAAACAGGAAUCUGCUGGAUUGCCAGAUUUUCUUUGGUUUAGCCAUGUUUUGAUAGAGGUUGCUCAAAUAGAAGGAAAAAAAUCAAGAUUAUAUUUGAUCUUGGCAGCUGCUGUUUUCAGACCAAUUGCGUUUGGCUGAAGUUUAAGCAGACUCCAUUGUAUAUGUGUUUGUUUACUAUCAGUCUCACCAGUGUGUAGAUGUCAUAGAUCUUGCCUCGCACCCAAAAGUACACAGGACUUUGUCAGUGUUGCGGUGAUUCUGUUCUUGAAUAUGGCAUCAUCCUCUCUCAUUGAACAACUGAAUAGUCCCCAGAAUGUUUCGACUGAUCAGUAACUAACUAUAAUACAUGUAUCAUCAUUGAAUUUAUUAAAACUUACUUAUGUCAAAAGUU
This is a messenger RNA of Aplysia californica (California sea hare), 5912 nucleotides long. RefSeq names its product mitotic checkpoint serine/threonine-protein kinase BUB1. Gene Ontology annotation, biological process: protein phosphorylation; mitotic spindle assembly checkpoint signaling; meiotic sister chromatid cohesion, centromeric. Gene Ontology annotation, molecular function: protein kinase activity; ATP binding. Bases 157 to 4407 code for a protein of 1416 amino acids. Lineage: Eukaryota; Metazoa; Mollusca; Gastropoda; Aplysiida; Aplysiidae. The transcript is spliced from 29 exons. The record is from RefSeq and is a predicted model, not a curated record.